UGCAUUGCAAACGCUAGCGGAUUAGCGAUCUUGCCGCCCCUCCGUCUCUGUCUCUGUUUUUGCGCUUAUUUGGCACAUUUUAAUCCACUUAACGUGGUAAUUUUACUACACAUAUCAGCGGAGUAUUUUAACAUCUUAAAACACGAGUAACCAUUAAUGUUUGUAGUUUAAAUAGUGUCGUAAAUGCGCUAUCUUACAUGCUCUAGUACAGCGGCUUUUGAGGGUCCAGUUUUAAUAGACAAUAUGUAAUAUUGACUAAUGUUCGUUAUAAGGUAAGGUUCUAUUUAAAUAUUGAUGUGCUGUGAUACUUUUUAUUCUGAGACAGGGGGUUAGCGACAAGACACGGUAGUCACGUGACAACUAUUAAACCGGCUUUCCGGCGUCGUCGACAACAUAGUCACGUGAUAUCAAACCACGUGUGCCAACAACAGUGACAUCUCGUUUCGCUCUUUGUUUUGCACCAAUGACACCAUAAAGGCUCAAGUCUUGUUGGAGGGAGGGGUUGGGAUAACAUAAAAAAAAGUUAAGUGUUUCAGCUUCUGCGUUUGUUGGCGUUCCGUUGCACCGCGAUGAGUGCCAACCGGCGGAGUUCUGCAGCGAAGAGUCGGGGUGACGGCGAUGGUUCGCGGUGCUCCCUGCCUAAACUCCACACUGAGGCGUGCAAGUCCCACGCAGCCAAAGCCACGGAGACAAGGAGGCAGACUCCCUUUAUUAGAAGUGAAGAUGGCAGGACAAAAUUGCCGCCAAUCGGUCAGGUGGAGACAUGCCAACUGACUGCCAGGCGCAGCCUAAAUGAGCUCAACAGCAAAAAUGGCGACCUUCAGCUGAAGUUGAUAGUAGUCAAGACAGGCCACAGACUGCUGAAGAAUGUGCUGCACCGCCACUCGGCGGCGCUGCAGCACUACCAACACCUGGAGGGCAGCAUUACUCAGAUUCAAAACAGUCACAUCAACGAGGUCAAGGCCAUUCAGAAGUUGCUGGGCGACACGCGCAACAGCUGCGACGCUCUGGGAAAGAAGCUGCAGGACGCCCAGAAGGAGCUGUUCGACUCGAAGGUAAAGAUCCUGCAGCUUGAGACGCAGAUCCUCCAGAGCCCCACCUUGCUGGAGAAGGAGGCGCUCAGCCAACGGUUGGAGAAGGCGGCCGAGGAGAUGAGGGAGAAGGACAAGCGGAUAUGGAAUUUGGAGAGGAGUAACAAGUUACUUCAAAGUACUCUCCAUCGUCACGUGGCAGCGGAGCAGAGGAAGCUGUGUAGGAGCAACGAGAUGUUCUACUGUCUGCAAACGCAAGUUUACGAUCUAACCAAAGAAGUUGAAGAACGAAGGAGAGAGUCGAAAAGCCACAACAUUUCCGCUCUCAGGCUCGAUGUUGUAGAAAACAGGAAAGACAAAGUAAAUAAGAUGAUCCAGACCGAUGAAAUCCCCCCUGCACCCAAAGAGGUGGAGUAUUGCCUCAAGUCCGAGCCAGAUGAUAAUCACAGCUCAUCGAGCUCGGAUUACUUACCGCAGCGGUCAGUAGCAGUUAGAUACUUUAACAAGGACGUGCAGCGUACUCGGAAAUUUCCAGACUUAAAGGAACCCCCCGAUCAUCACACAGCAGGAGACUUUAUCGAAGAAAAGGAGGUGACGGAGGCCUCGCAGUUGUCCAAGGAAGAGGACCAAGGGGAGGAGAAGAGAAAAAGUCCAGGCUCCUCCAGAAUUGAUCAGGCCAUCGUCUCAACUUCCCCCACGGAUGAUAAAAAACCAGAGAGGCUCGGCCUAAUUCGACGUAAGUACGUGUACUCACCGGUGACGGAGAACCUGCACAUGGGGAGACCAGCGCACACCAAUUUGGAGCAGUGGGGGGGCUCCAGCGACACAGAAGAGAAAUCUGGCGGUCCGACUUCCACACAAGCGUUGGCUGAGAAACCAGGACUAAACACAGAUGAGGUAGACGACCACCGAGCUAUUCAGUCGGACUUUUUAAGUCAUGGCAGACAUUACUCGUGAUUGUUGCAGCAUCACUAAACAAGAUGUGUUGCCACGACGACUAAAUGCCUGGCCGAGUAUUGAGCCGUUUUGGCUGCGUGGGGAUGCCGUAGCUCUCGCUAGUGUACAUGACAUGCAACACGGACUCGGAACACGCUUACAUGAGUGGGGGCGCCAGGUGCGAAAAUGGAACGCUCAAAGAUUACAUUUACGUUGCAGGCCAAAGUGGCCAAAAUUUGAUUUUUUUCCAGCUGACUGCAAGUAAUAUUUGAUUUUUAUUAGACUCCAGUGUAAACACACACAGGCCCCAAUGUGGCACCAAUGUGACCCCUUGCAUGCUCACCUCGAUAAAGUGAAAUCAAAGGAAGUUGACCGGGAGGAAGUUGCUAUAACUACAAAAUACAAGUUUCCACACCCUAAAAA
This is a messenger RNA of Nerophis ophidion (straightnose pipefish), 2390 nucleotides long. RefSeq lists its product as uncharacterized. The transcript is spliced from 8 exons. Gene Ontology annotation, cellular component: axoneme. The record is from RefSeq and is a predicted model, not a curated record. Bases 570 to 1988 code for a protein of 472 amino acids. NCBI's taxonomy places the organism in Eukaryota, Metazoa, Chordata, Actinopteri, Syngnathiformes, Syngnathidae. Gene Ontology annotation, biological process: intraciliary transport.